This is a messenger RNA of Fonsecaea nubica, 834 nucleotides long. RefSeq lists its product as hypothetical. Gene Ontology annotation, molecular function: glutathione transferase activity. Gene Ontology annotation, cellular component: cytoplasm. Bases 1 to 834 code for a protein of 277 amino acids. NCBI's taxonomy places the organism in Eukaryota, Fungi, Ascomycota, Eurotiomycetes, Chaetothyriales, Herpotrichiellaceae. The transcript is spliced from 4 exons. The record is from RefSeq and is a predicted model, not a curated record.
AUGGGUUCAGUCUCACAUCCCGACGCAGAUAUCUACCCAGAGGCAACAGGCCCUGCAGCCAAGAUUGUCGCGGCGCAUCAAAAGGACGAGCCCAUCACUUUGUACUCGGGAUGGUUUUGUCCCUUUGUGCAAAGAGCAUGGAUCACUCUUGAGGAGAAGCAGAUUCCGUACAAGUACGUCGAGAUCAAUCCAUAUCGGAAGGAACCAAGUUUUCUGAAGCUCAACCCGCGAGGUUUAGUCCCUACAUUGGGAUGCCCUCAAGAGGAUGGGUCAACCAAGCCAUUGAUCGAGUCCAAUAUCAUCUGCGAAUAUCUGGAAGACAUGUAUCCUAACCAGACACCUUUGUGGCCCCGCGACCCCUACAAAAAAGCUGUCAUGAAAGUCUGGGUCGAUCACAUCACGACCAGGAUCCUGCCGGCAUACCACAGGGUCCUGCAACACACAGAUAAAAGCCCGUAUCCCUUGGAGAAAGCACGCACCGAGCUUCUGAACGCCCUGAAGACAUGGAUUUCCAACGCUGAUCCUGAAGGUCCAUAUUUUAUGGGCAAAGACUUCACUUUCGGCGACGUAGCACUCGCACCCUGGGCCGUCAGGAUGUGGGUGCUCGAUCACUUCAAGGGUGGCUUGGGCAUCCCCCCUCCAGGUCAGGGCGGCGAGGACGAGCAACUGUGGAAUCGAUGGCGGAAAUGGUUUGAUGUCGUAUCGUCGAGGAAAUCAGUGACUGAGACCAUGAGUGACAAGGAGCACUACCUGCCUAUAUAUCAGCGUUAUGCCGAAGACCGGGCGAUGAGUGAAAUGGCCAAAGCGAUUAGAGAAGGAAGAGGGGUGCCAUGA